UCUUUAAUUCUUGAAAGUUGAGUUGAGAUCGCCAUACACAAUUCAUCUAGUUUACCAAUUUUGAGAAUACAAUUUGUGAAUGUGUUAUACUUGAUCAAACAAAGGUGUUAUUUCUUAAGCUAAAGAAUUGGAGUUAAGCUAAUGUAGUGUUUAGACAGGUAAUUUGUAUAGGUGAACCUUGACAAAAAUAGGCUGUGGCUGGUCGCCAUCUUGUUAAAGAUUUAAUUUUUGACCCAUCUACAAGAGUCGAUGAUAAUUUAUAAUAUAUUUAUAAUAUUUGUAUAAAUUUUGUCAUCAUGACUGAUAAUUCUUCUAAAGAACCCCCGUUACAAACUAUGAGUGGCAUGCCACCCAACCACAACCCAUGGAUGUACAGUCUUUAUCACCAAUACAAUGGGUAUCACGGUGGCAUGUUCCCGCAGUUUUAUAAUCAUCAGUACUUCAAUCAAAUGGGAAAUUCUGGAGGAUUUCAUAACGACGGUCAUCAUUUUCAACAAAAUAAGGACAAUAAAGUUGAUUUCGGUCAUCCUCAGUUUUCCAAACCUCCGCCUUCUUUGUUAGGAAUGUCUCCACUUGAUGCCAGUCGUCCGUUUAAUAAUCAAUCCCCCAUCAGGUUUAAUCUCUCUGGUAAUAGAAAAUCUGCCCCCAUCCCACCAAACGAAAAUCCUCUUUUGGCAAAUAGCAAUGCUAAGAAAAAGCGCAAGAAGGGAAAUAAAACAAACAGCGAAUCAAAUGAAGUUUUGUUACCCCCUCUGCCAGAUCAUCCGCCACCGCUUCCUCCAUGCCCUCCGCCUGAUUUACCUAAGCCUCCUCCACCUCCUCCGCUGGAUGUUCCAUUACCACCUCCUAUUGCAACUGAAGAUAUUCCCGAACCGCUAGAAGAACCUAAAAGUAACAAUAAUGAAGAGAAUGAAUUGGAGAAUAUUGUCCCAAUUGACAAUUCUUCAAAUUUUUUAAAAUCAUCUCCAAUACAAACAGGAACAUGGCCUGAGAGCUUAGAAAGGUACAUUAAGAGAUGUUAUGAGAAGUGUAAAACAGCAUUUGAUCGUGAUCAAAUUGAUAUAUGUUUAAAGGGACGUAUUACAGCUGCAGCAAACAAAGAUGAAAUAUGGACUAGAAACUGGGAUGAGGAACCAAUUCCUAGUGUUCAUAGUGAAAGGAAUAAUUUGUCCGUGAAACCGGUUCGUGGUACAUUAGCACUAUAUCAAAAGUCUGAGGCUGUUUCAGAGCUUUAUAAGGGAAAACCUGCAUUAAGCACAAGAGGUUUUAAUGGACACAAGAGCCCUUCUCAGAGGAGGCGUAAAGCUCAUUCUAGAAGUCACUCCAAAUCUAAAAGCCCACCAAGGAAAAGGAAUAGCACUUCAUCUGGUUCCAGUGAUGAAAUUGACGAUAAAAAGAACAAGAACAAAAAUCGUCAGAAAGUCAAAGAUAGAUUAUCAUUGGAUCAAAAGAAACCAGAAAAAUUUCAAAAAAAUAAUAAGAAGAAAGCUUGUAAUCAAUUUAUAGUUGAGGAUGUCCAGGGCAAUGCUGAAAAAUUGCAGAAGAGGGCACAACGAUUCGGAAAUGUAAAUAUUCCAACCAUAGCUAGUUCUGUACAAGCAAAUACUAAGAGGCAGCAACCCUGUCCAAGAAAGCCUAUUAUACAAGACACGGAAGGAGACUAUGAGCUCAAUAACAUGCAUAUUGUGGGAACAUCUACUGAAAUUGAGAAGUCUUUCUUGAGGUUGACUAAAGCACCAGAAGCUUGUGAAGUGCGACCUGUAGCUGUAUUAAGGAAUUCCCUUAGAAAUGUUAAAGAACGCUGGAUAGAUAGACAAGAUUACAGAUAUGCAUGUGAUCAAUUAAAAUCUAUAAGACAAGAUUUAACAGUGCAAGGAAUACGAGAUAAUUUCACAGUUGAGGUAUAUGAAACACAUGCUAGAAUAGCUUUAGAAAAAGGAGAUCACGAGGAGUUCAAUCAAUGUCAAACACAGCUUAAAAUGCUCUACUCCGAACUACCAAAUAGCAGGGCUAAUGAAGCUGAAUUUAAAGCUUAUAGGAUAUUGUAUUAUAUAUUUACCAACAAUACAUUAGAUCUUACAACAAUAUUUCAGCAUCUCUCUAAAGAGGAUAGAGAAAAUGAAUGUAUUAAGCAUGCACUAAAUACUCGAUGUGCAUGGGCAACUGGAAACUUACAUAAAUUUUUUGUGUUGUAUAAGACAGCUCCAAUGAUGGCAGGAUAUCUGAUAGACUGGAUUGUGGACAGGGAGAGGAAAAAUUACCUCAAAUUCAUCAUAAAGUCCUACAGACAGAGUGUUCCUGUGGACUUCAUCGUUCGAGAGUUGGCGUUUGAGUCGAAAUCUAAGGCUUUUGAGUUCUUGAAUCAAUUUCCUCUAUCUUACACUGGCAGCGAUCAGAGUCACAUUGAUUGCAAAGCCAGUCUACAAGUUGUUAACCAAAACAUCUAACAUAACAUAUGUACAUUUGUGCAUAGCCGUCCUGUUAAAAUAAAUUUUUUUGUAUGUGUGAUAAUGUAAAGGCUUUUAUAGUCUUAGGGUCAAAAACUUCGGCGGAGUUAAUACGGCCCACAAUGUUAUCCACCUUCGUUUUAUUAGGCUCAGACGGCAACACAAUAUCGCAUCACUACAGCUUUAGCUGAUGAAGUUCUGUUAAACUAUUUAGUAGCAGUUUUGGUGAUAAUGCUCGAUUUUUUGAAGAUUAGUGAUUGUGCGCAAGGAAUCUGCUACAUGGAAAAGGAAGACUAAGUGAAAGGACAAUUCAGCAGUGCUAAGACUUUUUAGAAAACAAUGCAUGUGCAUAAAAGGACAUUAAAAUAAUUGUUAAUUAUUCUUUUACUGUAAAUACGACAAUUUUUUAUUCAUCUGUAUAUACUGUUAUUAUAAUCAUAAAUUAACUUUUAAUUGCAUUAAUCUCUUGUAUGUAUCAGGCUCUAAUAUGAAAUUAGAUUUUUCAU
Molecule: messenger RNA, 2953 nt
Organism: Vanessa atalanta (red admiral)
Lineage: Eukaryota; Metazoa; Arthropoda; Insecta; Lepidoptera; Nymphalidae
Product: leukocyte receptor cluster member 8 homolog
Exons: 5
Coding region: 297-2447 (716 amino acids)
Cellular component (GO): nucleus
Source: RefSeq, a predicted model, not a curated record